Messenger RNA from Daldinia caldariorum, 2279 nucleotides. RefSeq lists its product as uncharacterized. Bases 579 to 1625 code for a protein of 348 amino acids. Lineage: Eukaryota; Fungi; Ascomycota; Sordariomycetes; Xylariales; Hypoxylaceae. The transcript has 4 exons. The record is from RefSeq and is a predicted model, not a curated record.
AAAAAAUGGCUUAGGUCUGGACUUCCCUUCUACUUUGCCUAAGGAUAGCUACCUAGGUAGCCAAAAAGAUAAAUACUUUUUACUAGGCGUGCAGUUAUUUUCUAAUUGCCAAACCAUCAUAUAGUAUUGCAUUAUGAUCACACCAAGCUUCAGGGAAGGCUGUAGCAGCACCGGUGGCUCUGUGAAGACGGAAAUUAUGUGAGUCUUGAACUCCAGCUAAUUAUACUGACCGCUUUCCAGCUUUGUACAUACGUAACCGCAGGCUUCAUGCCGCACUCUCCUCCCUUCACGAUAAAUAGUUUGGAUGGGUCAGAUAUUUCAGAGAAAUGAGAAUAUCGCUAGUUAUUAGAUUCUAUCUCGACAAUGACUUAAGCCUAACUAAUGAUAUGCUCCCCAAAUACCUGAUCGAUCCGUGCCUACCAUAUCGAGUAAAUUCGGCUAGUAUUUCCAACAAAAAAUCGACUCUGCUUUCGAAACAUCCCCUCUCAUAAUUUAUACCAAAUUGCUCUACACAUCCACACUUCGGUCGCCAGCCGCACCUCAGCUCACUUGAUCCGGACAUCAUCAUCAUCAUUAUCAUGAAUCACACGAACACCAUGGGAAAUAAGGACCUACAGACUGAAGACGUUGACGCCGAGUCUCCAAAACGGUCGAUUGCGAGCUUACAAGGUCGACACCACGAAAUAUGCUCGCGCGCUAUCGCCAAUGUGCUUUCAACCACCAUCGCAAGAACCACUUACGGCCAAAUUGUCGACGGCCUUCCCCUUGCGGAUGUUGCGGCUGACAGCUAUUAUGGCGUCGUUGGCCGUAGACAUCCCCUUCUCGAUCAGCAUCUUGAGCUGUCUACAGAUGUGCUGAACAGAGUUGACCAGCUCUACUCAACUUUUGACCCCAAAAUGCUCAAGAUAGACUCUGUACUUUUCUUUGCUUUUCAAGCAGCCAGCCCUGGCUCUAGAGCCUUCCAAACACGCUUGAUUGAGAUAAUUGCUAGGUCAGUUCAUCAAAUAGCCGUCUGGUUAUUUAAACAAGGGCCUAUGCGUCCUGAAAGCGAUCCUCUGCUCUCAUGGCGGCCCGGCAAAGACAUCGAAUAUCUUUAUCCGAAAGGUUUCCCCCCAACUUUGUUCCUCCACCACUGGUAUCGGGAUUACGACCAGUAUCCCGAGGGUAUCGCAGAUGGAGUGGGAUAUUGGGCCGAGUCACGCAUCCUGGGCGGUGUUGUCCUCUUCGACCGACGCACGCCAGAGUCCGCGCAAGACGUCGAUCCCGACGCAAUAUACUUCCAUUCCGACAGCAGUGACGUUACUUAUCGCAUCUAUCGCCUACUGGAUAGCCAAAAACAGCAGCUAAUGCAGUUUUUACUCUCCGAAGUAACACCACCGCCGACAUGCCCUCUUCCUAUUCACGGAAGCCUGGAAAACCGCCAACGUGUUGACCCCGAGGAACCAAUCCUGGAAAAGGGGAUAUAUCGCGACAAAUGGGAGCGCCGACCACCUUCGGAAGACGAUGGUGAUGACCGCCUCAGGGAUGUUACAGAUGACUUCAACUACGUGUCAUUCAAUGACUACUUGCAGGCGCGAUACCGAGGGGUGGAAAUGAGGCAAAGACGCGAAUCCGAAGGGUGGUGAUCGGCCAAGUGCUCUAGAUAGCGAAGGCGCACUGUCUCAUUGUUGCUGCUGAUGAGCCGUUUGAGCACUUUAAGCACCCAACUAUAGCUAAUGUAGCGUCAAGGCUACUGACCACUACUGAUUCAUUCCUCUCCCGUAGUGUCCCAUGGAAGGGGUAAGCUCGCUCUCCGCCUGUCUGAUUUGAUAUGGCUUGAAGUUGGCUCAGUAUCGAAUACCUCCGGGGUAGCCUGGGCUCGCCUUUAAAGAGGGUCGUGGAGCCCCAUAAUAAUCGAGCAAUGAAUUGGGGCAUAUGUUAACGCACUAUUGUCCUCUCUUUGUUUAACGUCUUGUUUUCUAGUUACUAGUAGCGAGUCCGGGAUUUUAGGCUCUUCCUUAACAAUGUUUAGAGUUAUACUGCUUAGUAUAGGAUACAUAUAAUCGUAUUGUGUGCAUAUAGUAAACUUUAUAUUAAGUAGGUAGUUAUAUAUAUCCUGUCAAAAACGUAUUUAACGGCGGGUCUGGGCUUCCGGUUUCAAAAGGCCCGACAUCGACACGGGUACUAAAAGUGUAAUGCAAAAGUUGAACUAACCGUGGGUGGAGGAUUGCAUUUAUUAAGUCUUAUGCGGUAAAAUAAUUGAAAUAUACGGAGAAUGUUUUACAAAAUUUCAACGGUAC